CUCGUUCAGUAUCAUACAAGAUGCGAAGGUACUGCUGACCUGUCUGACAGUACUUACUACUUACUAUCAGCCGUCGCUUGUGAAAGUUAAAAUAACUUAUGGACACGUGCUGAUUUUUUGUUUGUUUUUAAUUGACUGAUUAUUCAAUAUUUACUAGUGAAUAUAUCGGUAAUAAAACAAUGAUUUACAGGACAAGUUUAGUGCAAAUGGUAAUUGUUGUUAUCGGAUAUUUUCUAAUUUGCAUGUCAGAUGGAUUAGAGCAAAAAUCAAGGAUCAAAAGACCGAGAGCACCACCAUCUGAACCUGAAAAUGACGUAGAAAGCGACUUUGAAGAAAGAAAUAAUGAGUUGAACGACAACUUUCUACCUCCCGGAUUCCUUAGUCCUUCAGUUUUAGAAUAUUUCGAAUUGGGAAAGUCGAUACCUGGUCGCCCAGGUACAGAUUACCCAGUCUUAGGUAUGGUACCCUAUACGAAUUUCUAUUGUGAUGAGCAAGAUUAUCCAGGUUUUUACGCUGAUCAAGAAACGAGAUGCCAAAGUUGGCAUUAUUGCGAUAUAGAUGGCAGACAGACUACCUUUCUAUGUCCGAAUGGAACCCAGUUCAGUCAACUGGUACUAGUUUGCGAUUGGUGGUUUAAUGUACGUUGUGAUCUGAGCAAAAAGUUAUACAUAAUCAACAGUCGACUCUAUGGCAGGCCCAAGAUGGACCCAACAAAACCCCACCGCAGCAUCACAAAACAACUAUUAGAAGAUAUUUUUAAUGACGAAGAUGAAAGAUAAACACCAUGACGAUUGAAGAAAGAUUUUUAUUUAACUCUUUAGUUAUAAACAAAAUAAUAUUGUCGUUUUGUUAUCACCUUUCUUGUUCUUGAAACCAAAUUUACAUGGUGACUUUAUUAAUAUUUACGUAAAGAGUUUUUGUUAAUAUUAGCAUGUAAAAGGCCAAACAGGGUAAACAUCCCGAACAGAUACAACUACACUUUUGUUUGUUUUGUUAGCAAUAAACCAGUUUCGAUAUGUAUAUUUAUGUUGAAAUGCGAUUUCCAUGUUAUGACUCUUAGUUUCAGACUUUGUUUAUGCUCAUAAUAAAAAUGCAAAAUAAAUAAAAGUAUUAAAUCCC
Anthonomus grandis grandis is the source of this 1119-nucleotide messenger RNA. RefSeq lists its product as uncharacterized. The record is from RefSeq and is a predicted model, not a curated record. Bases 180 to 779 code for a protein of 199 amino acids. Gene Ontology annotation, molecular function: chitin binding. Gene Ontology annotation, cellular component: extracellular region. The transcript is spliced from 4 exons. NCBI's taxonomy places the organism in Eukaryota, Metazoa, Arthropoda, Insecta, Coleoptera, Curculionidae.